AUGUCCCUUCUUGACUACUGGGAUACAAGUCGCUCAUCAGUAAAGCGUCGAAAAGUCACACCUGAAGUUUCCACGCCUCAAACGAAGCCGAAACGAGAAAUCGAAAGAGUCUUCGGAAAGUUGCCAUCAGACGAAACCUCGACCCUCAAGACCGAGAACUCGAUAUCGCUUGCCUCUGCCGACGAAGAACCGUUGAAUGACGGCGAAGAUGCCAUUCCAGGCAGCCAGACCGAGCUCGAGUCCGCUCUUCCUGCCAUCAAUACAGAUACCCAGGCAAUAGAGGAGUAUGAGUCUUCACAGAAAGCGGAGGAUGGCGAGGAUAAGGAACUGUCUCUGCAGGAGAGGAUGCGGGACGGCAAGUGGCGAAAGGGAAAGAGCUCGAUAUACGUGGAUGCGUUCAACCUCGCUCUGGAUACAGUUCUAGCUGAAGAGGCGCAUCUUUUCAGUGACUCUGAGAAAGAGGUGUUUCGCCACUGGAGGGAAUUAUCCUAUGAGUCGCAAUAUCUAUAUGUUCGCCUUUUCUUGCGCAAGACGUCAGCGUGGCAUCGGGUCAAUAGGUUGGGCUAUUACUCGGAUAUUGCUGAUGUGCCGCAAGUGGUCGCGGAUUUACAAAAGACUAGAGACCUCUCUACUUCGGAAUUUUCGGACAAUGAGAGCUCGUCAGAUACCUCGUCCCCAUCUGACAUAGGCUUGAGUGGCGAGUUCCGCUUUGCUGAUACGGCUGAUGAGAUCGCCACUGUGGAAGAAGCGUCAUCAAUGCUACUACUCGAUGAGUUGAAAGUCCUCGCGAAGGAAGCCAAGGUGCAGGGAAAGUCCAAGCAAGAGCUUAUCACGGCAUUACACAAGUCGAGCCAGAAGCAAACCGGACUCGGAUGGAACACCUCGAAUAACUCAAAUCGAGAAGAGCACUUUGUUAAGAAGAUUCUUGACUACACGGGGGAUUGUAUUCGGCUCGCGUCCAGUCCUUAUGAACUCUUCGAGCGGGUCCAUCUUGUUUUCUACCGAUCGACCGAGUGGACGGAGAAAUCACUCACCACUAUCAUUCUUGCGAAGAUAUCCCGCCGGAACUUCCCUGAGUUCGUCGUUUGCCGCUCCAGCUCAAUAUUUCCGUCAAGGGAUAUUCUCCUCGAGUUUGAAUCUGCUUUACGGACUCAGUACAAGAUAGAUAACUUCCUCGAAUUCAGUGGGACACCAACAAGAGACCGACUACAGGAGAUCAAAGACUUGGCUUACAAGAUUUACCCUCGAUGGAGGACCCUUCUCGAACAGGAACAGCAGAAGGAGGAUACCAUUUAUGAAUGCGGAGAAGGCGCAUACUUACGCCGCUUCUCACCCGCUUGGGUAUACACAAGAAUCCUGCAUAAGGGCCUCCAUCCCCUUGGUCGCUUUAAAGAGUACAAGGAGGAACAUAGACUUAUAUCUGAACUACUAGACCAGCGGCUAUUUCACCCCGCUCGACGCGGCGCAUGGUACCAGCGCAAGGCGCUCUUAGAGGAGCGCUACAUGUGGACCCUGAUGCCAUCCGAGGGGCGCAAUGAAGAAGCUCAGAAGAAACACUGGAGACGCAUCGCGUUACGCACAUGCGAGGAAGGCCUUGAAGACCCAUCCUGCCACUUGAUAUACCAUCAUGACUUACAGAAACGGAUCCAAAAGCUCGAGAAAGCACUGAAGGUUGUCAAGCGAGAGCAGCAUGAUUUCGGGCACGUCGCGCUCUCCAAGCCCGAAGAACGUACAGUCGAGGGCAUCCAGGUUGAGCGCGAGGAUACCCCGAUUCGAACACCACCCCUCGUCAAGGACAAAAAAAACGACGAUGACACACUCACACCCACCCCUAAACGCAGCGGACCAACCAUCUGGAUCGACGAGCGCGAAGACGGCGCCGAAUGUCGAGUCGAAGCCAUGUGUCUCAGCUGGUACCGAGAUAACGGCUGGAAGGGAUACCACUCUGAGGGCGGGAUUCUUCGAACACUAUUCGCCUACCUCUUCUACGACAUAAUCUUCACCUACAUCCCCAACGUCUUCCAAACAAUCUUCCAAACCUGCCCAUUAGACCUACACACAGACGCCUUCUACCCCUCGCGCGCCUCAGAGAUAAACCACCGCCUCGUGCAAAUCACCAACGGCGACGCCCCCUCUCUCAUCCGCGCCGUUCACGCCCAGUACUCAGAGAUCCAGCCCUGCGCCAUCGGCCUGGACUGGUCCUUCCCGCUUGAAGACCUGCUAGAGAUAGCAGAGUGUUUCAAGGGCGAGGCACUCGCUGCAAUCUGCAAGAUCAUGGCGCAGGAGUAUCAGGCGAGAGGUGGCGGCGUGCCGGAUUUGUUCCUUUGGAGUGUCGAGAAGAAGGAGGUGUGUUUUGUUGAGGUGAAGAGUGUCAAUGAUCGCUUGAGUGACACCCAACGGCUCUGGAUCCAUGUCCUGCUUGGUGUUGGGGUUAGGGUUGAGCUUUGUAAUGCGGUUGCGAGGGAGGUUAGGAGGGUUUAA
This is a messenger RNA of Aspergillus mulundensis, 2481 nucleotides long. RefSeq names its product fanconi-associated nuclease 1. The transcript is spliced from 3 exons. Gene Ontology annotation, cellular component: nucleus. Gene Ontology annotation, molecular function: 5'-flap endonuclease activity; flap-structured DNA binding; 5'-3' exonuclease activity. Lineage: Eukaryota; Fungi; Ascomycota; Eurotiomycetes; Eurotiales; Aspergillaceae. Bases 1 to 2481 code for a protein of 826 amino acids. The record is from RefSeq and is a predicted model, not a curated record. Gene Ontology annotation, biological process: interstrand cross-link repair.